GACCGCACAGCUGCAGUUCUGUAAACACUUGUCUUCUGCUUAUACUGUAAAUCAGUUUCACCCACCGUUUCCCUGGCUCUCCCUCUCACGACACAACACACACGAACCAAAAAAAAAGAUAAACACCAUAAACUCAAAACAACGAGUCAUUUCUGCCCGUAAUUGCUUGUUGUAAUUUACUUACUAGAUGAUGCAGAUCGAUGUGUUUUUCAUACCUGGAAGCCUGGAUGGGAAAGAAAAACAUGACGGCUUACUGUCAGCAAAAGGUCAGAGAAGUGCAUCUCUACACAGAUAACCACAGAAGAGGGAUGUAUCUGCAAAUGACUUUGGAUGGGACAGUGUCAGGAAGUGAUGUUCAGACCCCUUACAGUGUGCUGGAGCUGAAAGCAGUUAAACCAGGCCACAUAGUCAUCAAGGGACAGUUAUCAUCUUUGUUUCUCUGUGUGGACAACACGGGCCAUUUGAGGGGCCAGAGUCACUACACAGAGGCCGACUGCAGCUUCAAAGAACUGCUGCUGGUGGAUGGAUACACACGUUUUCUUUCCUCAUCCCAUGGAUUUCCUGUGUCUCUGGCAACAAAACAGUCACCAGAGCAACACUCAGUCCCCUUCAUUCGAUUCUUACCACUUAGGAAUACCCUGAUAGUGGAGGGUGUAUCUGAACAACCACCAGACAAUCAGAAAUAUUUCAGCGUGGACUCUGAUGACCUUCUCGGAAUGAUUCAUAGGCCUAUGGUCAGUCCUCAGUUUUCAAUGGACAAGUAGAGAAAAUGAAUUGCACAGAUCUCUAACUGUAUAUUUAUCUUGAAAAUGUUACUUUUCUCAACGUUUUUAUGAAUAUUAUGGUAACUUAUUUAUUUAUUGUGUGUGUGGAGAGUAUCUAAUGCUUAU
Messenger RNA from Monopterus albus (swamp eel), 890 nucleotides. RefSeq names its product fibroblast growth factor 21-like. The record is from RefSeq and is a predicted model, not a curated record. Gene Ontology annotation, molecular function: growth factor activity. NCBI's taxonomy places the organism in Eukaryota, Metazoa, Chordata, Actinopteri, Synbranchiformes, Synbranchidae. Bases 201 to 764 code for a protein of 187 amino acids. The transcript has 5 exons.